AGUCGUGUCCUGGCCUCCGCGUCGUGCGCGUCUGCUCCGCCCAGCGCCCGUGCCACCGCCACCGCCGCCGCCGCCGCCGCCGCCUCCGCCGCCUCCUCCUCGCGCCUCAGCCUCCGGUCCGGUGUCGCCGCGUCAGCCGCGCCGCGCCGGUCGCCGAUAGUCAAGUGUUCUGUCUGCCUGUCCCCCCUGCAACCGCCCUCCGUGUUUCGGCGACGUGUCCUCUUGCCCGGAGAGUGUUGCUCCCCCAGCUGUGCGACCCGCGUUGUUCUGCCGGCGCGCUCACGUGAGCCAUGGCGGGAUGAGCAGCGAUGUCGCCGCCGCCGCUGUCUCGCCGCAGAACCCAGCGCUCGCAGAUGCUGCCGCUGCUGCUGCGGCUGCUGGUCGCCGCGCACUGCGCCGGCUUCGUCGCCACGGGCGGCGCCGCCUCUCCUAAGCCCGGUUCAUCGUUGUCCCUCGCCGUUGGUAAUGGCUCUGAGUCGCCGCGGCCUAAGGCGGCGCUGCGGUACGGCGACCCGCGGGCCGAGAGGCCGUACUUCGACGACGUGUCUCCGCGCAACGUGACAGCCGUGGUCGGACAGUCGGCCGUGCUGCACUGCCGCGUCAAACACCUGGGCGACCGCACGGUGUCCUGGAUGCGCAAGCGAGACCUGCACAUCCUGACGUCGAGCAUCUUCACGUACACGGGCGACGCUCGGUUCAACGUAAUGCACCCCGAGGGCACGGACGAGUGGAACCUGCGCAUCGAGUACGUGCAGCCGCGCGACGCCGGCAUCUACGAGUGCCAGGUCAACACCGAGCCCAAGAUCAACAUGGCCGUGCUGCUCAACGUGGAAGCGGCGCAGGCCAACAUCUGGGGCCCGGAGGACGUGUUCGUGAAGAAGGGCAGCACCAUCAGCCUGACGUGCUCCAUCAACGUGCACUCGACGCCGCCGGGGUCGGUGCUGUGGUUCCACGGCGCCGCCGUCGUCGACUUCGACUCGCCGCGCGGCGGCAUAUCCCUCGAGACGGAGAAGACGGAGGCGGGCACGACGAGCAAGCUGCUCGUGACCAAGGCGCAGCUCGCCGACUCGGGCAACUACACGUGCGUGCCGUCCAACGCCAACCCGGCCAGCGUCUGGGUGCACGUCCUCAACGGAGAGCACCCAGCAGCGAUGCAGCAUGGCGAGCUCGGCGGGGCAGCGACGAGGAGCGCAUCGCUACUUCUUGCAGCGACGUUGGCGCUGCUUCAUGCGUUGGCCGCUGGCAGGUGAUGCGGCCGCCGUUAACUGGGCGGUAGCGUCCUCGCACUGCGCAUGCGCUGACCGUAGUCGGUGACGCGUCCACACACUGCGCACGCGCUAGCUGCCGACUGGUGACGUUCUCACCUGCGGCGCAUGCGGCGGUCGCCAGCUGGUGACACUUACCAUCGGCCCGCAUGUUCUGUCUGCUGACUGGUGAUGCGUCAACCGACUGCGCAUGCGUCCUGGGAGCGGAGCGUAGCAUCGCCUCUGGGAUAUUACACUUCUGUGACGCUACACGUAUUUUACAUUCCUUUUUGGGGUUCACACCUCGUGCGAUGAGUAGAGCUUCACCCCUUUACAUUUCCAGGGUGAGGCUACACCAAAAAACUGUACACAUAGUUUGCUGGUCCAUCACGAUUGAACUGUUCAACACAAAACCAGAAACUUAAACAAAAAUAUAAUCACCAGACAUUAUUUUAAAAUUGUUCCACUUGGAAGUGUUGACUGCCGUAUGCGGCGACAUCAUUGCUGCAGGGAACUUUUAUGGAUUUAGAGAGACUGCUGUGGAGGAGUGACCUCUUCACUUCUCACAUAAACGUUAUGGGAAAACGUGCACCUCAAGUUAUGUCCCUAUAAUGUGGAGUGACAAGUGUUGUUAUUUCAGUUAUGAUCUAGAAUUUCAUACUUGGCAGUCAGAUGUUAAAACCGAAUCAUUAAGGCGUUGUGGUAUAUUGUUCUUGCGACUGUACGCUUGAGAAUGUGUGAUGUCGGUACCUGCGUAACGUCAUAAAGGAAGAAGAUAAACCCAAAGUGCUCUGAGAGAUUUAGUAUGUUGUGUGAAGAAGCGCCAGGGCGCCCCAGUAAUUCAUAAUUCGCAUGUUGCAUCUACAAUAGUGAUUAGUUUUCUUUGGAAGUUAUUCCUUAGCUGUAAUGUCUAAGAGAGAGUAUGAUUUUGCAGAGUCUUGUUUUGUUACAAUGGGAAAAAUAGGUGAAGGCGUAUAGCAAACAACCUAGUCUGGGUCUGUUGACAGAGAGACUGAUUUAUACAACGUAAUGGCGUAAAAAUAAACGUAUUUCUCCUUGGUUUGAUGUUCAGAUUACCUUUGGUUGUACACAAGAUGUAAUUAAACUCACUGUAUUCUCUGUAAAUUGUGAGAGGUAUUAAUAAAUGUUUAUAUUAUAUGC
Schistocerca gregaria is the source of this 2405-nucleotide messenger RNA. RefSeq names its product hemicentin-2-like. The transcript is spliced from 6 exons. Bases 309 to 1250 code for a protein of 313 amino acids. The record is from RefSeq and is a predicted model, not a curated record. NCBI's taxonomy places the organism in Eukaryota, Metazoa, Arthropoda, Insecta, Orthoptera, Acrididae. Gene Ontology annotation, cellular component: neuron projection membrane. Gene Ontology annotation, biological process: synapse organization.